AUGGAUAUCGCUUUAUUCUACGCAAUACCAUCGUUGUUGAGAAUUUCGUUCGACGGCGUUGUGCUCUUCCAGUGUUACAGUCCUUUUCCAAUGACUGACGCUUCGCUUUACGAAAGGCGAUUCGCGUUUAGUGUUCCUAAUCAACAUCGCAGAUAUUCCUGUUCUCCUGACUUUGAGACUUCACUAGAUGUACGGCAGAGCAUGAUUUCAUGUCAAAAUGGUUUGUCAAUGACAGUAACAACUCCAGACCACUUCAAUAAAAAGCGUCAGAUGCAUCUGAAGAAGAAAACAGCCAUGGUGAUGCGAUCGAUUAUUAUAUCAGUAUUAAAUUUAGUUCUAAAUUUACCGUCACAUAUUCUUCGUACAUGGCAGACGAUUGACGACAAUGGCCUGGACCCAAAUACAAUAUCCAUUCUUGAACGUGAGUUCAGUCCUUUCUAA
Messenger RNA from Cooperia oncophora, 441 nucleotides. Lineage: Eukaryota; Metazoa; Nematoda; Chromadorea; Rhabditida; Trichostrongylidae. The record is from the annotation of a GenBank genome assembly.